Molecule: messenger RNA, 1581 nt
Organism: Thlaspi arvense
Lineage: Eukaryota; Viridiplantae; Streptophyta; Magnoliopsida; Brassicales; Brassicaceae
Source: the annotation of a GenBank genome assembly
AUGGAGGAAGGAACAGUAAAAUUCUCCAGAAUAAACGAAAACACGGAGGAACGGAGGAGUCUCGAUGUUUUGCCAGAUGAACUGAUCUUGAAGAUAUUCUCACUCCUUCCGAUGUUUGAUGAGAGCCUUGCAACAAGUUUCAUAUCAAAACGGUGGGAAGAUUCUCAGAAAGCACUGGUCCCUGAUGUCACGCUUGAUGAUGAGAGGUUGGUGCUUUUAACGAGUUUUGUUUAUCCAUCUCUGUUGUCCAACGAUCCUCAAGCCCUAGAAAGAUUGCAUCUCAAGCUUUCUCGAAAAUAUUCGGCUUCAGACUUCAAUUUCUUGGUUCAAGUCGCUGUUAAUAGAUCCCUGAGAAAGCUGGUCAUCGACUUGUGUAGAGGAACCCUAGAACUGCCGAUUUGCCUGAGCACUUGCACAACCCUAAAAUCGUUGAUACUCAGUGAAGUAAGUAUCAAUGUUAUCCCGCGUGGGUUUUGUAUGCCAUCGCUCAAAAGUCUGCACCUUUUCGUGGUUACGUUCUCAGGGAACGAAUCUGUUGCAACCCUUUUGCGAACUUGCCCGGAUCUUGAAUAUUUGGUUCUAAACCAAACCACGGUCGAUUCGACUUGGGUUCGUUCUUCAUCGCUCAAAAGAGUGCUCUUUUUAUCUGUUGGACAGUGGGAGGAAUCUAAUAUAACUAGUCUUUUACGGAUUUGCCCGGUUCUUGAAUAUAUGGUUGUAGACCAAACCAAAUGCUACAAUUCGAUCUUCAGGGUUGCUCCGUCUACGCUUUUGUUGAAAUCACUCAAAAGUCUGCACCUUUUCUCGGUGAGAUUCUACAGCGGUGAAUCUGUUGAACGACUUUUAGGAAGUUGCAAGGCUCUUGAAGAUUUGGUUAUAAUACGAGCAACAUAUAAGGAUGUGAAGAUAUUCAAUAUCAACGUGCCUACUUUGAAGAGCUUGUCUAUUGAAAACUCAAGAGGGAAACGCGCCUACGUUAAGGAGAGUCAUGGGUUUGUGAUAAAGGCUCCUGCUUUGGAGACACUGAACUUUAAGGACACGUCCAGUAACUUUCUAAUAUUUGAAUACAUGCCUGAGGUGACCAAGGCGAGUAUUGAGGCUAUUUGCGACCAGUCUGAGAAGUUCAUAGGUUCUCUUACCUCAGUUCAACAUCUUUCUCUCUGUUGUGUAACCUCGGUAUCAGAGACUCCAUAUCCGAAAGGCAGUUUCUUCUUUUUCCUUGAACAUCUGGAGCUAUGUACAUGUUCUGCGGGAUGGGCGAAUCUACUUGCUUGUAUACUCAAUGAUGCUCCAAGACUUCAAUCUCUCAAGCUUAAGUCGAAACAUAGUGGUGUCCAUUACAAAUAUCCGAUGAAGCUCUGGAUCGAACCAACAGUUGUUCCCGAAUGUUUAUCGAAGCAUCUUGAGAACUUGGAAUGGAGAGAAUAUGAAGGCACAGAGGAAGAGAGGAAAGUGGCUGCGUACAUACUAGCAAACGCUACUUGUCUACACACGGUGACAUUCUCAGGAUGUAGAGGCAACUAUACGGAGUUGAAGGAAAUGCAGAGAGCUUCAGAGACAUGUCAGUUUGUGUUUGAGUAA